AUGUUCAUCUCCAAAACACUGCCAGCGGCGCUCCUUGCUGGUCUCGUUGCCUGUCAAACACUCAACAUUCCCAGCCGAAGCGGUUCCAUCAUCUCACUACCGGCGCCGAGUGUGAUAUCUGGGUCUAGGGAUUUUGGCAAUAAGGAAUACGAUCGCGGACGCUCAUGCAAUACCGAUGUUGAGACUUCAGGUGGGCACCCCGUCUUCAUACUUGAAAAUGGCGCCACUAUCAGCAACGUCAUUAUCGGUGCCGGCCAGGUUGAAGGAGUUCAUUGUAAAGGUGCUUGCACGCUGAAGAAUGUCUGGUUCCGACAGGUCUGUGAAGAUGCCAUAGUGAUCAAUGGCAAUGGCGAUAUCCUCGUCGAGGGAGGUGGUGUCCGCGGAGGUUACGGUAACACGAUCUCGCACUUAGGCCGAGGAACAGCCACAGUCAAAGAUCUUACGGUCAUCGAUGUGAAUCGUCUUUACCGUUCAUGCGCCAACUGUGUGAACAACGGCGGUCCGAGGAAUUUGGUAGUAACCAACUUGAAGGCCAAUAAUGUCAAAUUGCUUGCCGGCAUCAACUCAAACUUUGGAGAUGUUGCAACAAUAUCUGGGUCCUGCGGUACCGGUGUCGCCAAGGUCUGCCAGGAGUAUAAGGGUGUUGAAAAGGGCCAGGAGAGUCCCAAGGUCACCACGACUGCAAAUUGCAGAGGCCAAGCGACCCUGGAUAUUUGCUAG
Messenger RNA from Colletotrichum paranaense, 720 nucleotides. Its product is annotated as pectate lyase A. NCBI's taxonomy places the organism in Eukaryota, Fungi, Ascomycota, Sordariomycetes, Glomerellales, Glomerellaceae. Gene Ontology annotation, cellular component: extracellular region. The transcript has 2 exons. Gene Ontology annotation, molecular function: pectate lyase activity. Gene Ontology annotation, biological process: pectin catabolic process. The coding region runs from base 1 to 720 and encodes 239 amino acids. The record is from RefSeq and is a predicted model, not a curated record.